This is a messenger RNA of Ectocarpus sp. CCAP 1310/34, 1601 nucleotides long. NCBI's taxonomy places the organism in Eukaryota, Phaeophyceae, Ectocarpales, Ectocarpaceae. The record is from the annotation of a GenBank genome assembly.
GCCGAGGAGCGAAGAGGGCGCACCGAGGCAGAGAGACGCCUCCGCGCGGAAAAGCAAGAAAUGGAAGAGGAGGAAGGCUACAAUUUCACGGCGAUCGGGACUAUCAGCACCCCGUUCAGAGAUCGAAGAGGAACGCCCAGGCAGGGGAGCAUAACGCCCCUUUCGAGGGGAAAGGCAAGUAACGCUGGACCGGGGGAUCGUGGGCUACCCCGCGCUGAUAGGAAUGACGGACUUUUCCCACAUCUGGCUCGUGUUCGUCUUCCACGACAACACCAACGCCACGGUCAACGGGGUUGCGGAGGAGAGACCGGCGGCGUCCGCAGCGGCGGCGGCGUCCGCAGCGGGGGAGGAAGGGGGGCAGGGUGAACGAAAAGGGGCACCGGCGACGGCGACGGGUUCGACGGAGGGCGUGAGGGUGAAGGGGCAGUUGGAAAGGUGGGGCGGCGGAGCCAGGGAGUACAGGCGGCCGAGGCAUAAGCUCAGGCAAACGUUCCUGACCAAAGUUUGCCCUCCUCGCCUGGGCAAGAGGAUCGGUGUCCUCGGGACGCGGAGCCCACAUCGGCCGAACCCCUUGGGCCUGACGAUGGUCAAGCUAGACGGGGUUGACCUGAAGACCAACAGCAUCACCGUCAGCGGCAUCGACCUGGUCGAUGGCACACCGAUCAUAGACAUCAAGCCGGUAGUCCCGCACGACGUCCCGCGAAACAUGCGGGUUCCCGAGUGGGUGGAGGACGACCCGUGUCUCCGGAGGGUCGUCUUCACGGAGGAAGCGUGCAAGGGGCUGUCCACGUGCGUCGGGGAGGAGGCGCGAAAGAGCAAGAGCAAGUUCUACGGAGAUAUAGAGUCUUUCAAGGCCGCCGUCAGCGAGGUGCUCGUGCAGGACGUACGCAGCGUGCACCAGGGCCGCGGCCUUGCGAGCGACGAGCUGUACGAGUGCUGCUUCGACGGGGUCAUCAUGUUUUUCGUCACUACCGAACACGAAAUGCGCGUUGUGUCGGCGGGAUGAGACCUAGGGUUUUAGGGUUGUAGGACUUGUUUGAGGUGUAUCAUCGGUGGUUCAACGCGACCUUGUCUCGUCCUUGGAUGGUCGCGCGGCGGUGCUUGCCACAUCAGCGGCCGGGCGUUGUUGCUGUGGACGGCACGGGGUGUGCGCGUCGUGUGUGAGGGUGGUACCGUAAAUGACACAAGAUAACACACCCCCUGGACCUAUUUUCAAAUCUCGAUUUCUCAAGAACAGAAAGAGUCACGACGCCGAAAAUGGCGGCGUUGGAACCGUCUCGUCGAGAGCUUUCCAAAAAUGUAUCAUUUCGUUUAUGCAUCCUCCUCGUCGUGGAGUAAUCGAGCUUUGACACUUGGUUCAGGGGGGUGUGUUAUCUUGUGUCAUAUACGGUAGUCUUGUUGGAAGGAACGCUUUGCGUUGAAUGAGCGUGUAAUAAUAUGAUUUUCGACUUGUUUUGCGUUGUAGCAAUGUCCCACACGGACGACGUCCCUUCUCUUAUGUUGCUCUUUGUUCUGAUGCCUGUUUUCUUCUUCUUCGGACCUUCGUCCCAAGAUGCUGGGCUGGUGACGGCUUCGGCGGGCUAUCUACCACAGGUGUUCAA